AUGCCGAAUUGUCCAGGCUGCAAUAAACCUGUAUACUUCGCUGAGCGUGUCUCGUCGAUUGGAAAAGAUUGGCAUCGCCCGUGUUUGCGCUGUGAAAAUGAGAAUUGCCGAAAGACUCUAACAGCUGGUAAUCAUUCCGAGCGUCAAGGGAAGCCAUAUUGCAACCACUGUUACGGAGCACUUUUUGGACCGAAAGGUUAUGGACAUGGUGGUUCGGAGUCUCACACAUUUCACAAUGGUUUGACGGGAAAAGCAAAUUGA
This is a messenger RNA of Brugia pahangi, 261 nucleotides long. The record is from the annotation of a GenBank genome assembly. NCBI's taxonomy places the organism in Eukaryota, Metazoa, Nematoda, Chromadorea, Rhabditida, Onchocercidae.